Pisolithus orientalis is the source of this 547-nucleotide messenger RNA. RefSeq lists its product as uncharacterized. The transcript has 3 exons. The coding region runs from base 146 to 436 and encodes 96 amino acids. The record is from RefSeq and is a predicted model, not a curated record. NCBI's taxonomy places the organism in Eukaryota, Fungi, Basidiomycota, Agaricomycetes, Boletales, Pisolithaceae.
GCCCCUUCAGCGCCUCACCUACACCUCAAAUUUCUUUGAACUCACGACCGCCUGGUACGAACAUAUACGCAGACUUAGGGAGACAGACCACACGCCUCGUUGUUGAGCGGGGGACGCCCAUACUACUCCGGCAAUUAGGUUGAAGAUGAUGCAGCUAACUCACGGCAUUUACAAGUUCUUGAAUCGACAGAGCGGGACCGCGAUGGAUGUGGUAGGGGAUUCCGUCGUAGGUAUGCCGCCUAGUUUGUCAGAGACCCAAAAGUGGGAGAUCAUGCCCUUGGGGGACGGAUUCAUGAUCCGAAACGUCCAAACGCAGAAGUACCUCUCUGUCAAGACGCUCUUCCGGACCUCUCCCGUCGUGGCGACAAGUUACCCGACAGCAUGGCACAUCAAUAGGGUAUAUCUUCCUGAUGAGAAUGCGGUGUUUUAUGAGUGAGUUUUGGUCCUUGUCCUCGUUAUCUUUGCUUUGGUAUUUUAGCUACUACGUUCUCUUCGUGAUCUUUCAUCUGCCCUUAUGUGAGCAUGUGUGUUAACGAUAUUGUUAUCU